AUGCAUGCUGAGAAGGAAGUUGGGGGAGCUAACAGUAGCUCACGAAGUAGGAUGGUGUCUUACAGAGAUAAACUACUGAAGCUGAAUGGAGGAGGAUUCUCGGAUAGUGAAGAGAAAGACUGGUUGUCUAGACAAAAGCGAGAGGAAGAAGAGGAUGACCUCAUGGAUGAGUGCCCUCAAGAUCCUUCGGAUGAACCUCUCUGUCCGGCCUAUCACAUAUCGAAGGCCCAGCACAAAGAAGACUGCAAACCAUGGCGAAAGGCUCUGAUUAUCAAGCUGCUAGGAAGAUGGAUUGCUACUAGAUUCCUGAUGGCUAGACUCCAGAGGCUAUGGAACCUGACUAGAUCUUUUGAGUUAAUAGAUCUAGACAAUGGAUAUCUGUUGCUGAGGUUUUUAGAUGACAAUGAUUACCGUCAUGUUCUAGAGGAAGGACCUUGGAUCGUGAAUGACCACUAUGUUGUGGUUCAGAGAUGGAGGCCAUUUUUCGAUCCAUAUGAUGAUCAAUUCAAGAAGUUGGCGGUGUGGACAAGAAUUCCUGGGCUACCCAUUGAGCUUUACACAGCCCACCACCUCUGGAAGAUUGGUAACUUUUUUGGGAGAACUUUAAAGGUGGAUAGGAACUCUCUGCGUAAGAGUGAUUAUGGUUUGGAAGUCAUCACUGAGAGAGCUCGUUUUUCCCAUAUAUGUGUGGAAGUGGACCUAAGAAAGAGUUUUCUAUCGAAAUUUAAAAUCGGAGACAAAACUUACAGGUGGGAUACGAAGGCCUUCACUUAA
Messenger RNA from Gastrolobium bilobum, 774 nucleotides. RefSeq lists its product as uncharacterized. The transcript has a single exon. Bases 1 to 774 code for a protein of 257 amino acids. Lineage: Eukaryota; Viridiplantae; Streptophyta; Magnoliopsida; Fabales; Fabaceae. The record is from RefSeq and is a predicted model, not a curated record.